CAAGUCCUACCUGCCCCUACUCCGCAAGAACACUUUUACUAAAAUCUCUUAUUCGGGUUUUGGAGAAUAUUUGUUACCGAAAAGAACUACAUGGGGUUUCUAAACACUGAAAAUCACCUAAUGGGGGUUUCGAGAACAAUUGUUAUGAACUAAAGGGAAUUGAAACACUUGAUACUGGAAGUGUCUAAUAGUAUAUGGAACAGUCCAUCUUGGAAUGGGGAGGGAAUAUAUAAGUGGACUAAAAUAUUCUGUAUUUGCUCCUGAGGAAAUGUCAGCCUAUCUAGCUCACUUCAUUUUGUCUGCCAUCUUUGUAUUUAUUUAUAAGUAUGUGUAAAUGUAGCUCUGUUGUGUUCAGGAGCUAUUUGCAUAGUUAGCCAACUUAACAACGGUUGUACAUGUAUCCACGUAUGGAUUCAACAUACAACCAUCAGCAAAAAUAACAAGGCAGUUUGACAACGGCAUGCUGAGAAAUUCGGAAGGCACUAUUUUGAAGUACGGUAAAACUAUACACCUUCCUGAGGUGUUACUGCUCUCAGUGAAUGACUUCGAGAAAUCCACAAUAAAGACUGUGAGGAAAGUGUCCAUCACUUGCGGGGAAACUUAUUCGGAUGACGACGUAGACUUCCUCCUGAAGGUGGUGGUACUGGAUGACAAUGUCAUAUGCCUUCUCCCUGACUCGGAGAAAGAAUCGCUAACUGUGCUUAAAGGAGAUGGCUCUUUCCACCUUGAAACAAAGGAGGAGGCAAAAAAUGCUAUGGCCAAGUUGCUGGAUGCGAUCAACUCCGGGGAGAUUAAGCCCAGUAUCUUGAUGUAUGCCCAGCGAAAGGUCAAGUUCGAUGAGGCAGCGCUGCCUACAGAGCUCGGCAACAAACUGGCAGCUGACUGCAGACAAGAGUGGUCUACCAACAUCACAUUUCGUGAUGCUGACUUCACCACCAAUGUCAUCAUGCGCAAGCACAGGGCCAUGACCAACCUACAGAAUCAUGAAGCCAGAUCGAGGGAAGUAAUGGCAGACUUGGGUCUGUCAGUUACUCAGACCAUGAUGCAAGUCUUCACAGACUAUGUGGAAAGAGAACUCACGGACCUGGUUUUCCAGCCAAUAGGCCUGAUUGACCUAAAACCACCACACCAUCUGGUGUUUGCUGGUCAACCUGGAACAGGGAAAACAACCAUGGGGGAUGCAUUUGCAAAGCUUCUGCACCAGUUUGGCAUAGUAACGAGCCCGGAUCUUGUCACCAUAAGAAGGGACCUCCUCUCUAGUGAGUAUGUCAACAAAAUGGAGAGGAGAGUACGCGAGCAGCUCGAUGCUGCAAAGGGCCAAGUCGUCCUCCUGGAUGAGAUUUACCAACUCGGGAGUGGCGGCCAUGACGCAAAGAAGGCCCUUGAAGCGAUAAUGAACCGGGCAUAUGAAGCGCGAGAGAAAACACCUAUCCUGAUUCUGGCUGGGUAUGCAAAGGAGAUUGAGGAGCAGGUCUUCGACCUGAACCCAGGGUUCCGCAGCCGCUUCCCACACAUCGUUACAUUCCCGCCCUUAUCCCUUGAACAACUGACUGACAUCAUGGUGGCCAAGAUGCAGCAACAAUACGUGACUGCAGAUGGCUGCACGAGGGAGGCCCUCCUGACCCAGCUUGACAGGAUUCCAAAAGGAUACUUGGAACAGCACAAUGCCAGGGUUGUAAACCAGGUGCUGGAAAAAGUAAAGGUGGAGCGGCCGGCAAUGGUCCCAGGAUUCCGGCCAUCCCUCAGGACUGGCCUAGCAGUGUCAAUGACGGACAUUGAGGCGGCCAUUGCCAGCUUCACUGCUGAACUACCCAAAGAUGAUGAACGAGUUGAAGAAGUUCCAAGCAAAGUCACCCGAAAGAGCAAGAGGACUUAGCCCUGUACAGUGUACAUUGAUCUGUGCCGCUUCCUGCUGGGUGGGGUAUAA
This is a messenger RNA of Branchiostoma belcheri (Belcher's lancelet), 1927 nucleotides long. RefSeq names its product protein CfxQ homolog. The transcript is spliced from 13 exons. Lineage: Eukaryota; Metazoa; Chordata; Leptocardii; Amphioxiformes; Branchiostomatidae. The coding region runs from base 461 to 1876 and encodes 471 amino acids. Gene Ontology annotation, molecular function: ATP binding; ATP hydrolysis activity. The record is from RefSeq and is a predicted model, not a curated record.